This is a messenger RNA of Carassius gibelio (silver crucian carp), 6556 nucleotides long. Its product is annotated as mannan-binding lectin serine protease 2-like. The record is from RefSeq and is a predicted model, not a curated record. Gene Ontology annotation, molecular function: serine-type endopeptidase activity; calcium ion binding. The transcript has 7 exons. NCBI's taxonomy places the organism in Eukaryota, Metazoa, Chordata, Actinopteri, Cypriniformes, Cyprinidae. The coding region runs from base 5740 to 6423 and encodes 227 amino acids.
CCAGUACAGCACAGGACCAUCUAAUCAGUGGAAUGAAGAUACAACAAACAUUGAUACACAUGAGGAAUUUGGUGCUACCAUUAUAAUGCAAUAUUAUUUAGGUUUGUCCACAAGAUGACAAAUGGCUGAUGGCAUGUUUUCUUUCUCUCUCUUUUUUUUUGGCCAAUUGAUGGAUGGACUGGCUCAAACAGAUGACUGUCGGAUGUGUUUUAUGUGCAUGAAGAUUUGUGGGAAGCGAAAGAAAACCUGUCUAUUAUACAAGUGCCCUGAGCUACAAUGAGAGCAUUGUGAGAGGACAUCAAAGCUCCUGCUGAUGUUUGGACUCUUAUUCUGACGGCACCCAUUCACUUCAAAGGAUACACUUGUGGGCAAGUGAGGUAAUCUAAAUUUCUCCAAAUCACUUCUGAUGAACAAACAAACGGGUAUAAAUCUUGGAUGGCCUGAGGGUGAGUAAAUUAUCAGCAAAUUCUAUUCCUUUUAUGGUCAGAUAUUUUCUAUAACAAAAGAUGUCUGUCCAUUGUCUAUAUCAAGCGCACUUCAAAGAACUCACUUUCAAACCAAACAGAUUUCUGUUGGUCAACAAGGCGACUAAACUGAGGUAAAACUAAAUAGGCUAUGAAAAAAUACUAACGUGGUGAGUAAAUAAUGACAGAAUAUUCAUAUUAUUUGAUCAACUAUUCUUUUAAAUAUCUAAUGCAAUCUGUGAGUUCAGUAGGUUUGAUUCUGUGAUAUCUGAAACGUGCCUUGCAUUUUCAUAUGCAGCCUGUAUUAUUCCAUCAGAUUGAAGGGUCUGAAGGGAGUGAGAAUUAAACUGUAAUUGCCUUUUCAUAAACACAAAUGAUGAAACAAGCCAAGGAAUCAAUGCCUUGUUGAUUUCUCAGAAGGCAUGUUGAGUUGGAGGGGGACAGAAUGGGUUGCAUAGAGGACAAGACAUGAAGUUUUAGAUUUCGUGCUUAACAGCCACUAAUGACGUGUGAUGUGUUUGUGCACUGUGACUGCAUUACUAGUCAGCACGGCUGAAAGCAUAUCAUUAUCCCUCUCAGCGCACCCUACACCGCAGUGAGAGCUGAGAAAAUUAGAUGUCACAGACAUGAAGAAGGGAUGCAGGAUGCCCGUAACCAUGGAGACCCUGCCCAUCACAAAGGGGACCAGUUCAGGAGGAGGGACAGAGUCCUCAUAAGGGGACAGAGGACACGAUCUUGUCAUUUAAACAGUCCUGAGAGUAAGAGAAAAAUGAUUCUGAGUCUGGUUCAGCAAAAGUUACCCACAGUUUAUUUUCAGUCUAUUUAUAUUAAGACAUCUGAUAUUAAUAUGUUUCACAUCCAGAUAUUAUUUUAUCUGGAUCCUAAAACACACCCAAUUGCACUAACUGUGAAAAUAUGGUUUUAUCAUAUGGAUACACCUUUUUUUAUUAUUAUUAUAAUUUUUUUUUACAAGCAUUUAAUUUCUCACAAUUAUUUCUUUCAUUUGUAAUAAUUUAAAAUUAGCAGAGGUGCAACAUUGCAAAUUUUAUCUAAUUUAUUAAAAUUAGUUGGAAAAAUGCAAUUUUUUUUUUUUGGUGCAUCUUUUAUUUUAUUUCAAUAUUUUUUUUUUCAACCUGAGUCAGGGUUACUUGAAAUACAAUAAGCUUUAACUGAAAUAAAAUAAAUGAUUAAAACUUUUAUAUUUCCUAUAUUUAGUUUUACUUUAUUUACUACAAUAGCUAAAACUAAAUCUGAAAUACAUAAUAAUAAACUAUUUGGACAUGUAAAGGGCACUUUUAAGGUUGAAUUUAAGGUUUCUUAACAAAGUUUAGAAUGAAUGUUGUUGAUUUAAUAAAUCUUGUACAAUGUAAGGAACUUCAUUAUAUAAAAAAACCCCACAAUAAUACUUAAAACGUUUUUUUUUUAUUUGCCUUUCUUUUUAAAGUUAUUAGCCAAGCAAACUGAAUCAUAGAGUUCAAUAAUUAGCCCAUCAUCUGUGCAUUCAUUGUUCAGCGGUGCAGUGCACACUACUUCAGUGUGCUAUUUAUGGUCUUUGAGAGGACCUCUGGUGUCCAAAAUUUGGAUAAUUAUUUUGAUGAUAAUCUGAAAAGAACGGCCUGUUUGAUGAGCCUCAAAUCUGUUGACAUGUUAUUGCAAACCUUGCUGUUUGCUGCUCCAGAAUUAGCAUAAUUACCCUUUGACUAAGUGUGUUUAUCAGGGGAAUGGAUCCAGAUUCAAGCUGGCCUCAGCAUUAAAGGAAAGGAAAGGAAAACCGAGUUUGCUAAAAGCUCUCCUUUGACAUUGCGCUCGUGUAAGUCAGUAUCACAGAUAGUCUGCUAACAAGCAGAGUGGUUGUUGUAGCAGCAGCUCAUUAGCUGUGCAAUGACUCAGAAAAGACCAUCUGUUUUCCCAAAUUAAGGUUUUUAUCCAUUAUUAUCAACUGGAAAGAUGUACAUUACCAGUGAAAAAUCUUUUCAUUAACAAUAAUAAAGAUCAAACUACAAAACCUUUAAAAUGAAAACUAAACUGAAUUACAGAAAAAAAAAAUACAUUAGGAUCAGGGUUAUUAUAGUUUAAACACAAAAAACACAUUCAUUUCUUGAAAUAAAAAGUUAACUGUGAAAUGAAAUGAAAUGAUAAAAAACAACUUUUUACUUCAGCUAUAGUUGCAAUGGCAGCAUUUCUCAUUUUAAUUUAGUUUAACUUGAUGUAUGAAAAUAAAACUGAAAUAAAAACUGCAUAAUGAUACGAAAAUAAAAACUGAUUCAAAAUAUGAAUAAAACUAUAAUAGUAUCACAAUGAUACUGAAAUAACUCUGGAUUUAUAUUAUCUCCCACCCCAAAGUCACGCUAUUGGUCGAGCCGUGUUGCUGUGACGUGCUGGUCUGUGUGCGGGAAUACACAAAGCAAUUGUGAUAGCUCAUCAUUGUUUACACAUUUGUAGAAGAAAUCACCCUACAAAUGGAUUAUAGUCUCUUCAUAAACUGGGAUAUGAUAUUUUGUCUUUUAACACAGACAAAAAACACACUUUUGGCUUAUGACUCGACGAGUUCAAAUAAAUUAAUAAAUAGAUGUUAAAAUAAAUCUCAAUAUGAGAAGGUUAAAGAAACAACACCAUAGGUUAAGUGUCAGCAGUGUGGAUGCUAUACAGAUAAUAAUUCAGAGUUAUGAAACUUAUUUUGCAUAAAAAGCGUUAUUUGGGGAGAAAGUAGCUCAAAUGUAUUACAUCGUGAUACGGUUUAUAUGUUUUAUUAUUGUUGUUUUUCUCUUUCAUGCACAAUUUUAUGCCUGUCUCUGGCUCCCUUAUUAGAUUCCUGAAAGUUUGAGAAACCAAAUCAGGGGUGUAAACAAGAAAUGCCACGUAUAACCACAGGCAGAAGCAGAUUUUUGAUUGUGUCAAAGCCUAAAUGUAGUAGUUAUAGACUGUAAAUCUUACUGAUUGGCUAUUAUUUAGGCUAAAAGUCCUGAAAGUCCAAUCCAAACAUUUCCAUAUCACAUAACCAGACACUUGUAAACACCUAAAGAUUGUGAUUUAGUUUUCAUCUUCACUAACAUGUACCCAACAGUCCGGCAUUAAAUACUCUCUCCCUUGUGUUUUGGUCCUCAUAUAUAUUGAAAGCUAAUAAACUGAUCGUUUGCUACAACAUAUAAAUAUCUCAUGAUUACGAGUGGUCUUAAGUUUGUGAGGAAUGAGAAAGAAAAAUUAAAGGGAAUACUUUGAUGUGAGGCCAAAUGAAAAACACCACGAGUCUCCAGCUGCAGCUGUAUGGCCUUUUAAACAGUACAGCUAAUGAUAGGGAUAUUACUUGUGAUGAAUCGAGGCUGAAUCCCUCCGCACUGAGUUUCGCCCCAGUGUCAGAUUGCCAUUACUCUUUCAAUUUAGCCGCUGAUGCAUCUUUCACAGAUUUCAUUCCCCAUAUGGCCAUUUCUGUUCUCUUGUGGGCCUGUGGCCGUUUGCCAAAUCAGUGGCUCUGACAUGCAGCUCUGCACCAAUGAUGGAGAGUCAGGUGGAAAUGACGAGAAAUGGUGCCCAGGUGCACCAAUCACAGCUUUAGGGAGGAAUUCAUUUUGACAUUAGUAUAACCAGAGGCUAUUGAAUAAUAUCUACCCUGAUUACAAACAACAGGACACCCAGUUGUCAUCAGACACGGAAAACACACCAAAAAUGCAUCAAGCAUGCUCACCAUGUGUGCAGAGUUGCUUCAAACUUCAGAUAAAUCCAAUUGUCUGGAUUCUCAAAGCAGUCCGUUGAAGAAUUGUGAGAUCAUUUCAGCUUUCAAUAGAACAAAUAAAACACAUCUGAAAUCAAUUCAAAACAAUUCUUUUAUAAAGCGUAUUUACAAAACAUUUCACAGAUAUUUGACUACUUUGGUUGGCUUGUGUAUUUAUGUUCUUUAUAAAGAACUGACGCAAAGGAUUUAUUCGACUGCACUCACUGCCCUGUUUCCGAUCCCUUAAAAAGAACCAUUUUAUAAAGUUUGUUCACUCUGGAAACAGACUACAUUGUUUGGGUGUAUGUAUUUAGAUUCACUUAAAAUAACGUUAAGUCAUGUAUUUAAAGAGGAAAAUGAGGUAGGCCUACAACAGAUGACUGUGCGAUUUGAACUGACUGAAUGGGAAUCGAAGCAAACGAUUCAUUUGUUCAGGAAUCGAUUGAUUCACUAAAAAGAACCGAUGCAAAAGAUCAAUUUUUUGUAUUUUUUUAAGACAUAAAUAUUAUUCAUACUAUAUUUUUGACAAACUUCACCAAAAAGAAAAAUAAUCUCAGAACAGGCUUGCAAAUACUCAUCAACAGAUAGUCCCGCCUUCCAAAUUCAAACAAAACAGAGCAACAUCAAAAGCUUGUUCUUUGCAUAUUUUGGGGAUACCAGUCCACGAAUGCCAUUCUUUAGCUGUGUAUACACUACACCUGGGACAGAAAGGUAUUUUGACAUUAACCAACAUUAAGCCAUUGAAAUACUUUGCUACUCACAUGUAUUGUUAUGAUGUUAAGGUACACUUAGACAGCUACUUUCUUUUCUGUUAACGUCCCAAGUUUUAAUCUACCCUAGAACAGAAACUUUUGAUGAGCUACCAGAAAAUAAUUGGCAUGUCAGGAAUGGCACAUUUUGAGGCCCCUGCACAAUUCACUGAUUACCCCUUCUUUCUGGCUUCUGACACCUGACCCAAGAGGUUGUGGACACACCUAUGAAAUCUUGGAGAAAAUUAAGAAAUCUCGCUCUGUUACAGAAAAACCGUGAUUCUACAGAGAGUAUUUAUUUUUGUUUGUUUGUCAUUUUGUGACACGGUUAAACCAUGGAGAAAAUGAAAUGCUGUGGAACAGAUAUUCUUGAUUGUUGUAAUUUAUUUUUCAAGCUGGGCAAACGGAGAGGGUUGUGAUAUCAUUGAUUACCCUGUAGUAUGUAUUUGUAGUUUUUAUGCCUUUACAGAAACCACUGAGAGGUUUAAUUAACAAAGCUGACAACAAUUUACAUUUUUUACAUUGUUCUUCACAUCCUUGUUUUAGGUCACCUGAGUGGCAUGCAUGAAAAAAAAUAUUGAUGUUAACAUCAACAUCUGCUUUACUUUACAUGGCUCAUCCUUCUCUUGAAACAACCCCCCAACAGUGUGUUUAUGGGGUUUCUUAUGAUAUAUCAAACACAUUGAAGUCCUUCAGGAUGUUUAGCUGCAAGGGUUGCAUUUGUUUUUGAUGUUUGAGCCGUUUUUUUUUUUCUCACAGUCUAAAGUCUUAGUCACAAGUGUCCCCUUCUGUUCCUUCAUCUGUAUUGAUCUUGGAUAUGUAUUUUGUGCUCACAGUACUCCACAUCAAAGUGACAAUGCUGACUGGCGUUUUAUCAGGAUGCACUACAUUACAUAUGGUACACCAAACAUUACUGUGCUGCACAGAAGGAAGGUUCCGAGGCUCUGAAUAUGCGUGUUCAAAUGACACAGUCCAGUUCUGUGGUGACGCAGAGAAAAAUUACGGUGAUGUGCCUAAAAACACUGUCAUCUGUUCUGCCACCAACACCAUGUCCACGCUCUUCAGAUCAGAUUACUCCAAUGAUGACCGAUUCACAGGCUUCCAGGCAUUUUAUUCUGCUGAAGACAUUAACAUGUGCCUGAGCACUGUGGAUGGAGAGCCUGUGUGUGACCAUAAUUGCCAUAAUUAUGUUGGGGGCUUUUACUGCGCUUGCAGAUUGGGAUACCAACUCCAUGAUGAUAAAAGACACUGCCCUGUAAGCUGUUUCAUCAAGAACUACUACUACUGGUUCAUUGAGUCGAUCACCUCAGGUGAGAUGGAGUACGGCCCAUUUUAUGGCAAGACCCCACUAAGAAAAAUAGAGACGGGAACUCACAAAGUUCAUGUGACCUUCCGCUCAGACCACUCGGAGAAAAACAAAGACUGGAAGAUCAAGUAUACCAGAACGGCCAUGCCCACACCCUGUGGCUCCUCGACACAGACGUAUUCAGCCCCAUCAUGAUUCUUUUUCAAUGUAACGUGUGAUAUGGGCUAUUAACUAAUUCUGGUAACCCUUUACUUUUAAGAAAAGGAGCUUGGUAUAUGCUAUUUAUGGACUUAAAAGUGACUUUUUGCAUCUUUAGGGGGAAGAUGCU